Messenger RNA from Pyrenophora tritici-repentis Pt-1C-BFP, 1519 nucleotides. Its product is annotated as CsdB, Selenocysteine lyase. The record is from RefSeq and is a predicted model, not a curated record. NCBI's taxonomy places the organism in Eukaryota, Fungi, Ascomycota, Dothideomycetes, Pleosporales, Pleosporaceae.
AUGACGUCAGAUUUGAAAGGUACUACUUCUGACGCGAGUGCGGUGGUGCAGGCUACGACAAAGGAUGGUGUCAAGUUUGGGAAGGAGUUGAGAGAUAAGGAGUUCUUGUUUGGCAAGGGACAUUUGAAUUUGAACCAUGGCUCAUUUGGAACCUAUCCUCGUGUCAUCCGUGAUACCAUGCGCGCAUUCCAGGACGAAUGCGAAGCACAACCCGAUACCUUCAUCAUCUACAAGUACUCAGGUUAUCUUGAUGAAGCUCGAGAGGCGAUAGCAAAGCUUCUCAAAACACCUGCUUCAACCAUUGUAUUCGUCCCCAACGCUACCACGGGUAUAAAUACCGUACUCCGUAACCUCACUUUCGUCCCUGGAGACCACAUUCUCACUUUUACCACCAUCUAUGGUGCCUGUGGUAAGACGGUCUCGUAUGUUACUGAAAAGUCUCCCGCGGAGAGCGUGUGCAUCGAGUACACGUACCCCGUGGAAGAUGACUGGUUAGUCGAAGAGUUUGAGAGAAAGGUGAAGGAGGUGGAGAGCAAGGGCGGACGAGUCAAAAUCGCGGUCUUUGAUACCGUGGUUAGUAUGCCCGGCGUGAGGGUACCGUUUGAACGCUUGACGCAGAAGUGUAAGGAGCUGGGGGUCAUGAGUUGCAUUGAUGGGGCGCAUGGUGUUGGCCAUGUUGAGAUUGAUCUCGGGUCUUUGGAUCCAGAUUUCUUCGUUAGUAACUGUCACAAGUGGCUAUAUGUUCCGCGUGGCUGUGCGGUUUUCCAUGUCGCUCAUCGGAACCAACAUCUCAUCCGCAGCACUCUGCCCACAUCAUGGGGGUUUACCCCCGCAAGCUCAACAUUCGAAUCGCCAUUCCCACCGAAGAUUUCGUCGUCGCAGGCCCAAGCCCAGCCAGGUGUCGAGGAUAACGCCUCCGAACAAUCCGCAGUCACCAUGCCAACCGCUUUCAGCGUGGAAAAAACGCCUUUCAUUGCCAACUUCGAAUUCGUGGGUACGAUUGACAACAGCCCCUACCUAUGCGUCCCUGCAGCAUUGAAAUGGCGCGAGUCCCUCGGCGGCGAAAAGGCAAUCAUGUCAUACUGCCAUGAUGUCGCUCGCAAAGCGGGAAAACACGUCGCUCAAGUUCUCGGUACAGAGGUUUUAGAAAACAGUACUGGCACCCUGGGCCAAUGCUGCAUGUCCAACGUCCGGCUUCCCAUCUCCAUCUCGCGUGUUCACGACGUCGCAGCGCAGAGCGGUAUCAACAAGGAUGAUGCUGGCAUCUUGGUGCGCGACUGGAUGAAGAAGCUCAGCAGCGACGAAUAUGGUACAUUUAUCAUGAUUCAAUGGUAUGGAGGCAAGUGGUGGACCAGACUAAGCGCGCAAGCGUAUCUCGAGAUGAAGGACUUUGAGUGGGCAGCUACAACACUCAAGGACAUGUGUGCUAGGGUUGACAAGGGCGAGUGGGCAACUGUAAAAGGCAAAUUGUAGUCAACUACAAAAAGACCGAAUUCUACUGUGGAGUCCAUUGUCUCAC